AUACAACAGCAGCAUUACAUUUUCUUCAUUCUUCAUUCGACUUUGAAAGGUUGCAACAAUGACUUUAUUUAAAUUGAUUGUAUUGUUUUUAAUUACAACUUCAAAUGCACAUAAAUGGAAAUAUCUGGAAAAUGUAAUAAAUUACUUCUAAAUUUAAUGAAAUAAAUUGAAAAAUGAGUUGUUUUAGAUGAUGGAACAGUUCUGCAAGAAACUUAUGGUGGAAACAUUCAUCAUGCACUUUAUCACAUUGUUAAAGGUUUCCCAGCCAAGUCUCUAGCAAUAAUCUAUGAUAAAAACACAGAUGGUGUUUUUAUAACGAAUCUUAUCGAUUACUUGUUAAAAAAUGAUCUUUCAAUCUAUUCCUUCAACAUUACAACCCCGAACAGCAAGACACAUACUUUGCUUUCAUUAAAACAACUGUAAACAAUUAUUAUGAGUUGUACACUGUGCAUUUCUGUACAGACAAGCUAUCAGAACAUAUUCUCAUUGAAGUAAGUACAAAUUUAUUGAUUGUUCUUAAAAUUUUAUUGCAAAUAUUAAAAAUUCAAGUUGUAUGAGAGUAAACUAAUCAGACGCAACUUAAUCUUCAUGUUUUACUGGGGCGAUCGCAAAAUGUAUCGUUUUUUCAUCCGUAAUAUGCAUGAAACUAUGCGUAUUAUUGUCAUUACAAACCCACGACGAGAUGCUUAUAGAUUAUAUUAUAAUCAAGCGACUUCUUAUAAACGACACAAUCUGAAAAUGAUCAAUUGGUGGAUACAAGGACGUGGGCUGUUUCAUCAUCCAACACUACCGAAUGCCAGGGAGACUUUUAAGGAUUUUCAUGGACGUGUUAUUCAAGUUCCAGUAAUUCAUAAGCCACCAUGGCAUUUUGUAAAGUAUACAAACGAUUCAGCUGUGGUUCUUGGUGGAAGAGAUGACAAACUCUUAAAAGUAUUGGCAAGACGUUUAAAUUUUCAGUUUGAAUACUUUGACCCGCCUGAACGUAUCCAAGGAACUUCUUUCAACAUAAACGGAACAUUCGACGGUGUCUUGGGUUUAAUCUGGGAGAAAGAAGUAGAAUUUUUCAUUGGUGAUAUUGCUUUAACUGAGGAUAGAUUCAAAGCCGUAGAGUUUUCGUUUCUGACUUUAGCUGAUAGUGGCGCGUUUAUAACGCAUGCCCCGAGUAAACUAAACGAAGCUUUGGCUUUGAUUCGACCAUUUAAUCCUCAGGUUUGGCCAGCGAUAAUCAUUACUGUUUUGUUGUCGGGGCCAGUUUUGUAUUUGAUUAUCGUCCUGCCAAACACUUGGCAUCCGAAAUUUAUUGUACAGGAUCAUGGCCGCUUGUUUUUCGACUGUUGUUGGUAUACAGUUGGCAUAUUUUUCAAACAAACUGGACGGUCUCCAAGCGAGAGUCACAAAAGUAGAUUUAUUAUCAUUUUAUUGGCGGUUUCGGCGACAUAUGUGAUUGGUGAUAUGUACGCUGCCAAUUUAACGUCUUUAUUGGCUAGACCUGGACGAGAAAAACCUAUUGAAAAUUUAUGGCAGCUUGAAAAUGCUAUGGCAACUAAAGGAUACAAAUUGUUGGUGGAAAAAUUCAGCUCGAGUUACAGCUUGCUUGAAAAUGGUACUGGAAUCUACGGUAGGCUUUGGGAGAUGAUGAAUUGGAACAUCAAAUCACCAAACUCUUAUCUUGUUGAUUCGGUUGAAACUGGUGUGAAGAAUGUGCGGGAUAAUCUUAAUAUAGCUGUGAUGGCAGGACGGGAAACCCUAUUCUUUGAUACUCAACGUUUUGGUUCUACGAACUUUCACUUGAGUGAAAAAUUAAACACAGCUUAUUCCGCAAUUGCACUUCAACUUGGUUGUCCUUACAAAUGGAACUUUAACAAUAUUCUUAUGGGUAUAUUUGAGUCUGGUAUUCUUACCAAAAUGACAGAAGAUGAAUACGAAAAUUUGGGUAAACAACAAGUUGCAUCUGCUGAAUCUGCUCCACCUCCGCCUCCAGGCCCGCCGGGUUCUUCACCAUCAGAAGAAGAAGAUGAUGAUCAACAACUGAACAAAAAGCAGGAUGAUGGAUCGCAGAGGUUGCAGCCGUUGAAUAUUAGAAUGCUUCAGGGUGCUUUUUAUCUUUUGGGCAUAGGACAUUUGAUUUCAGGAAUGGUGGUAGGUCUGGAAAUACUUUGUUUUAGACAUAAUAGCAGUAUUAAGAGGAGGCACCGAAAGUUUGGUGUUAUGCAUAAAACUAUGAAGCGUAUCAAGUUGUUUUGUAUGAGAAUUGUGAAUUAUAUUAGGAUGAAAUUUAGGGAAGCUAUGAACGACGCCAUUAUUGCCACUUUGGAUUAUAUUGAAUAAUUGUUUAAAAUUGUUAAAUUGUUGUUGUUUAAGCUUUGGUGUGUUUUAAUUGUUGGUUUAUAUUGAAGAA
Dalotia coriaria is the source of this 2398-nucleotide messenger RNA. Its product is annotated as ionotropic receptor 40a. The coding region runs from base 589 to 2328 and encodes 579 amino acids. Gene Ontology annotation, molecular function: ligand-gated monoatomic ion channel activity. Lineage: Eukaryota; Metazoa; Arthropoda; Insecta; Coleoptera; Staphylinidae. Gene Ontology annotation, cellular component: membrane. The transcript is spliced from 6 exons. The record is from RefSeq and is a predicted model, not a curated record.